Molecule: messenger RNA, 7161 nt
Organism: Ricinus communis (castor bean)
Lineage: Eukaryota; Viridiplantae; Streptophyta; Magnoliopsida; Malpighiales; Euphorbiaceae
Product: separase
Exons: 27
Coding region: 41-6640 (2199 amino acids)
Biological process (GO): proteolysis; meiotic chromosome separation
Cellular component (GO): centrosome; mitotic spindle; cytoplasm
Molecular function (GO): cysteine-type endopeptidase activity
Source: RefSeq, a predicted model, not a curated record
ACGUUCUCCUUUGUUCAUUUCUUACUCUCAUUCACUAAUAAUGGCUUCUCUAACAGAAGACUCAGACCUAAUCUCAAAACUAGAAUCCUCCACUUCAACUCAUAUCUAUUCUGACUUCUCAAAUUACCUAAUCCCCUUCGACGAUUUCAAAAAUUCCGAUAAAUCUCAAACCCUAACUCGGUCUCUAGCCAAACAGUUCCUUCCCUUCCUCAAUCGCUCACUUUCAAUCAUACCAAAACGCCUUUCUGAUCUCUCUAAAUCUAAGGACAUCCCAAAAGAGAUUGUUUCUGGACUGCUUGAUACCUACAGAUUGUGCUUAGAUUGUUUAGAAUUAGUAGCCUCACAGCUGUCAUGUAAGUCGUACACUGUAAGUAUACAGAGGCUGAGGUUGGUUUACUGUUUGGAGCAAUUACGGCUUUACAAGGAAGCGGAAAAUGAGGGGUUUAGAGUUUUGCAGAAGAUUAAGGGCUUGGAUGUGAUAAAGAAAAAGAAGAAGGAGAAGGAUAAGUUUCUGCCGGUCCUUGCGGUGAAGGAGAAUGUGGAUUCGGAGCUUGCCAAGCUGGUCAUUGAGGUCGUGGUGUGCAUUGUGAAGUGUGUGGCUUUGGAGCAGAGCAAGGAUUGUGAGGAUUAUAGGAGGGUUAUUGGGUUGGUUGAUGAGGUUAGGCCGUGGUUCAGAGAGUUGGAUGCCAAUACACAUGAGAAGCUACAUAGAGUGCUUGUUACGUACUUGGGAAAAUGCACUUUAUUUUUGGUUGGGGAGCUAUCAAAUUUUGAUGGGGGCAUAGUGCAUUCUUUCUGUGUGACAGCAGUUGACGAGUAUAUAAAGUCAUCCUUGAAAGAUCAAAUUUACAAGUUUGCUCGCCGGAUCUGUUCCUCCCUAUUCUUGCAUCAGUAUGACAUACCUCAAUUUGUAAUUGACAUUUUGAAAAGCAUUUUGGACUCCCUGGCCAGUAGGUGCAAGGUUGAAGACCAAAAUUUGGAAAUAGAAUUUGUUCAACUUGUCUCUUAUUGUGCUGAUAAAUGUCGAACUGCAAGUACAAAUUUCUGCAGUACUGUCGAAGCACAUCUAAAUAACAUAGCUGAUGUUUUUUGUCAGGCUAGGGAACCAAUGGAUAAGAUUUUGAGGCUAUAUGCUAUUGGAUUGACCAUUACUGAUAGUGUUGUUAAUUCCAGAGUCGAUGAUGCUACAUCCUCCAAAAGCUCAAAGGAUGAGCCUGCAUUCAAUAGUUUGCUUACUCAUGGAGCUAGGCUUUCAGAUUUCGCACCCCUGCUUGGUUCACUGCAAAGUUUCUUUUAUGUUGGAUGCGAGGAGAACUGUGUGUCAUGUGGGGUUGAGUACAAGGAUUCUGAUAGUCUAUUAUAUUCAGAGUCAGAUUCUCAUUAUGGAAUCUCGUUAGCUUGCAAACAGAAGAAUAGAAAGGUUUAUCUGCUGAGCUACUUAAGUGCUUUGAAGUUCUUGUGUCAGCCACUUGCUGCACUAGUAAACUCAGAGAAAAAACAAAUUGUUACUGAAAAUGGUGUUGCUUCUAUUUCUACUAUACUGUUCAGCAUCCAAGAAGCAUUUGAUAAAUUUUUUGAUAUCUUCCUACUUUUUCAAAGUACAGCAUCUGAAGGAGAGGGGGAUGAGUUUGAUGAAAACAUUAUACUUAGUGUUGCUGUAGCUGCCUUUACUAUCUCCAUCAGGACCAAGCUAAAAUUGCAGAAGAGUGUGCAUGUAAUGAAGCACAUCCUUGACAGUAAAUGGAUUCAACCCCAGGGGCUGAAGUACUUAUUUUCCUCUCUUUACAAUCUUGGCAUACAUUUAUACAGGAAUAAGCAAGUAAAUGAGGCUUCAAAGGCAUUAAAGUUAUCUUGCAGAGCAUCCUGGACUUGUGCUGUUCUUUUCUGUCAAAUGUAUAUGAACAAAUCCAAUGGUGAUCUUUCAGAAGAUGUUAUUUCUGAUUUCAUUACAGAGGCAUGUACACGAACUGCUUUUCUUUUGGACAUUGUCUAUCAGUGUGGCAGUCUUAAACUAAAGAAGAUAAUUGUAAAUGGUCUUGAAAAUUGGUCUGUUGCUGAAGAUUUAUUUAGAAGUCUGCCAGGUCCUAUGCCUUUGGUGAAGCAAUGGGUGAAGAUAGAAUGCAAACGAAUUAAGAACUUGGAUGUGGAUGAUGAAGCUUCAACCUUAUAUCAUUUGUUGUCAUCUUCAAAGAAAUUGUCGAAGAGGACAAUUGGCAAAAUCUUACAGCAGGAGCUUAAUGCAUAUGAAGAGAUGGACAUUAUGUACCCAGAAUUGUGCCAGAGAAUGCAACUUGAAAUAAUAGAUAUUCUCUUGCAAGACGUGUAUGUCAUGCAAGAUAGUUGUUUAGAGAGAUCAAGACUUUUACUAAGAAAGGGACGAGCAUUGAGGGCCUUUGGUUUUAACGGUUUGAGGGACUGUAUACAAUGUCUGACAGAUGCAAUAUCUGUAAUUAAUGCUGGAAAACAUGGUGGUGGAAUUCCAACUUCUCUUCAAUUAGCCAUGGCACAUUGCUUACGUGGUUUGUGUAUCCAGGAAGCUGAGCCAAAUUCAAAGCAAGUCCUUCAAGAUGUCCAAGCUGCUAUAAGUAUAUGGUUGAGUAUUCCAAUAUCAGAUGAUGGCAAUUUAUUAUCUGGCAGUGGAUUGAUACUGCUGUAUAAUAUAGUAGAUUUACUAGCAGCAAAGGGUUCCAUGGAAUUUCACUACAAUGUAUAUAAACUGAUGAUUAGAAUAUUGGAACUAAAAAAUGUACCAUUGGAGAAGUUCUUGUCAAUCUUGUGGGAGAGUAGAAGGCUUAGUCAUGCCCUCUGCAUUUCACCUGUAUAUGAUGAGUUGCUGAUGAACUUAUCAAGGGAUUAUGGCGAACAAUUCAAGUCUACUGGUUUUUGGAUUCAUUGUCUAAAGGCGUCUCCACCUUUAUUAGUUGGGUUUCAACAAAACUUCUCAUAUUUAUUUACAAGUGUACCGUGCAGCUCUGGUGAUCAUGAGACUCCUUUUCAGUCAGAUAUCACAGUUGAUGAUGUUAAACAGGCUGCUUUGGAACUCGUUUCAAGGGCUCCUGUGACCAGUUGUUCUAUUUUCUUUGCUGGAUGCCUCUACUACGAUUUGUGUGAAAAACUCAUUGCAAGUGGACACAUAUUUGAGGCUCUUUCUUAUGCAAAAGAAGCCCAUCGGUUGCGUACUAAACUCUUCCAAGAGAAAUUUACAUACUCUGUUGAGCAGCAAACUGAAAAGCACAUUGAAGUUGGGGAUCAUUCUCAAAAGCUUACCUAUGCUAUUCGCAAUCUACGAGUGAACAAAUCAAUUGCUUGUAAAUUGUGGUACUCUGAUGGUAAAUCAUCGGAUGAGGAAGUCUAUUAUCUUAGUCCAUGGAAAAUACUUCAGUGUUAUCUUGAAAGCACUCUGCAGGUUGGAACUGUUCAUGAAAUAGUUGGAAAUGGAGGCGAGGCUGAAACUUUUUUGUUGUGGGGAAAAGACAUCUCCUGCCAACAAAGCUUGCCACUGUUUGUAGUUGCCUUCUCUUCUGUUUUAGGAAAAGUAUAUCGUAAGAAAAGGUCUUGGGAUCUCUCACAAAAGGAACUUCAAAGUGCCAAACAGAAUUUGGAGAGUAGGAGCUCUGCUUUUUCUUGCUUAAAAUGCAGAUUGAUACUGGAAGUCACUGUUGAUCAGCAACUUGCUGAUUUAUCCCGAAAUUGUAUUUUUGAUGCCGCAAGAAAUGUUUCAUUGGAGAGGUUAUCUCAUGCUGAAAGUUUGUAUAAAUCAUCCCUUGACAAAUUGAAUCUUUCUGAAUGGAAGAAUUCUACUAGUUUUCCUGAAAAAGUUGAUGAUGGAACAACAAACAAAUGUGCUUGUUCUGACACAAGUCGGCCAGAUAUGAUGGAUUUUGUUUCCACAAGAUCAGGGCCUAAUGCAAAGAUGAAAGGCAGAAAGAAUAGACAGACUAAGCCUAGUGCGAAAUCUUCAUUAAAAGAGCAAUCAUCUAUGACUGAGUGUAAUACGAGACUAACUCGUUCUAGAUAUCGCUCUUCUCAAAACCAAAAUGUGAACAGUUCAGAAGAGGAGCAACAUGGCCUUUUCAAACAUCCGAAUGACUAUAGUGCAUGUGAUUUGAAUGAUGCUAACAGCCAAAGGAAGUUAUUGUUAGAAACGAGAAGCAGCACGGUGGAUUUUGGAUGUGAGGUUGUAUGCAUUUGCAACAAAUUGAAAUGCUGGUUUUGUCUUGCUAUGGAAGUUAAAGAGUCUGGACUACUGAUGAAUUUCAUAAAUAUGAAAUGGGAGCUUGUUCGAAGGCGGCUCUCCCUCAGGAUACUAAGUAGCAGAGGAAAAUGCCUCCAAAUUCAUGGCGAAAUCCAUGAAGCACAUGAAAUUAUUCUGCAAAGUGCCUCUGUUCUAGUCAGCCGGAACCCAUUCACUCAAUCUUAUUCUGCUGUUUCACACACUUUUUUGCUUGAUUUGGUUGGGACAGAGUACUCUGGGGAUGUAUUUGCUGUUGAACGGGCAGCUUUACUGUUCGACAUAUGCUGGUUCUCUUUGAAGAGUUACCAUUCCAAAGACAACAGGACCAUCUGCUGUGAUCUAUCCCAUGUUAAAUUACAGAAAGUAGCUUCCUGGUUGAUGCUAGCCUUUGUACUAUGCCGCGAAGUUCCUAAACUUUUUCAGAAGGUUUCCAGAUUGCUUUCUGGUAUUUUUACUCUUUCUUCAUCAAGUGAGCAUUUUUCUUUGCCAUCUUAUUGCAAAGUGCUCUCUGAAGGUCAUUGGGCGUCAUAUUUUCAUCAAGCUUCACUUGGUACUCAUCAUACUUGCCAGUUCUUUUCAAGUAUCACCCAGAAACAUAAAGCUGAACAUCUUGAAGAUGAUCAGGGUUCACAAGUGACUGGUGCAACAUGCAAAGGAGCAGAAACAUGUAACUUACCAAGUCUUGCUCCCAAGUCUCUUCAAGAUAUGGAACAUUUUGUGACAGAUUUUUUCUCAAGCCUUCCUUCCACAAUGGUUGUUUGCAUAAGUUUGAUUGGAGAUCCUUAUGCAACUUUAUUACAAGAAUUACUCAUGUAUCCUUCACGUGUUUGUGCAUGGAUGCUGUUGUCACGCUUGAAUUCUAAGAGCCAUCCUAUUAUGAUGCUUCUGCCAGUGGAUUUGAUUUCAGAAGAAACCUCAGAUGAUGAUGCACCAAAUCCUGGCUCUGAAGAAUUUCCAGAAAGCAAUGACUUGGAUAAACAUUGGCACUGUCCCUGGGGUUUCACUGUCAUUGAUGAAGUUUCUCCUGCAUUUAAACUUAUAUUGGAGGAGAAUUACUUAUCUUCAUCAAUCUUUCCUCUGGAGGACACCAAAGAGAAUAGAACUUUAUGGUGGAUGAGGAGAAAGAAGCUGGAUUUUCAACUUGGUAAACUGCUGAGGAAAAUGGAAGAUCUGUGGUUGGGUCCCUGGAGGUGUGUGCUUCUUGGAGAAUUGUCCGACAGCAAGCACCUAGACUCCGUACAGAAGAAGCUGAUGCGAAAUCUGAAAUCCAAAUGUAAAGUUGAUGUUAAUGAAAGUUUUCUCAAGGUUAUUCUUGGAGGAGGAAAGUCCGUGUUAGAUGCAGAAGCAUGUAUUUAUGACAUAUUAUUUCUGAAAAAGGGUUGCUUCAUUGGGAAAGUUAUAUAUUCUGAUGAAGAAACAUGCAAGAUAUUGACUAAAGAAUUUGGAGUUCAAAAAUUGCCAAACUUGGCUAUCCAAUUGAUACACGAGGCUGUGAAUGAACUUGAAGUGGACAUUGUAACUAGAGAACCCCUAAUUUUGGUGCUGGAUUUUGAGGUGCAGAUGCUUCCAUGGGAGAAUUUACCUGUUCUUAGAAACCAAGAGGUCUAUCGGAUGCCUUCUGUUGCUAGCAUCUGCUCAACGCUCGAUAGAAGCUGCAACAAUCAAGAGCAAGUUGGGAGAAUAUUUUCUGCCUUUCCUUUCAUAGAUCCCUUGGAUGCAUUUUACUUGUUAAAUCCAAGUGGUGAUCUAAGCAGCACACAAGUUGAAUUUGAGAACUGGUUUAGGGAUCAAAACUUGGAGGGGAAAGCUGGAUGUGCUCCCACUGCUGAAGAACUGACUUCAGCUUUAAAGAAUCACGACCUCUUCUUAUAUUUUGGUCAUGGAAGCGGUGCACAAUACAUUUCUCAGCAAGAGAUUCAAAAACUGGAAAACUGUGCUGCUACUCUCCUGAUGGGAUGCAGUAGCGGAGCCUUGUCAUUAAAUGGAAGUUAUAUUCCACACGGUACUCCAUUAUCCUAUCUUCUAGCUGGUUCACCAGUCAUUGUUGCAAAUCUUUGGGAAGUCACGGACAAGGAUAUCGAUCGAUUUGGGAAGGUAAUGCUUGAUGCCUGGUUAAAGGAAAGAUCUAUUGCUUCCUCAGAUUGCAUCCAAUGCAAUUUACUAGCAGAAGAAUUUGAGGCCAUGAACUUAAAGGAUCGGAAAGUUGCUACCAAGAAGAGAGUACAAAAGAAGAAAGAACCUGAAACUUGUGAUGGUGAUGCCUUGAAGAAUUCUUGUAAUCAUAGACCGAAGAUUGGAUCAUUCAUGAGUCAAGCUCGUGAAGCUUGCAGACUCCCUUAUCUGAUUGGAGCAUCUCCAGUAUGUUAUGGCGUCCCUACAGGUAUAAGAAGAAAGAAGGAUUUAUAGCAUAUGGCUUCACUGCCUUGUAUUUUGCCAAAUUGGCAAGGAUUUGAUUAAAGCUAAGAUCACUGCAAGAUCUAACCCAACACAAGAAUUAUAACAUCAAUGGCACAGCUUUGCCAGAAGAUUCAGCUAACAUCCAUUGAUAGUUUCAAUUUUCUGUAUUCGCUUCUAACUUUCCUCAGAAAUUAAGGGGGGGGGGGGGGGGGGGGGGGGGGGGGGGGGGGGGCGGCGGCUUUGAAGUCUGCAAAGUGGAAGGACAAGUUAAGUUGCAAGUUUUUUGUCCUCCUGUGGCACAAGUAUUCAUUCUUCUAUAAAUAUCUUCAUUCUUUUUUUUUUAAUCCCAAGGAAUUGGGGAGUAUACCUUGUUUUCUCUUGUACAAAGAUGUAAUUUAAUUCGUACAUUUGUUUGGAUGUGCAUCUUAAGGUGUUGGAACUUUUAUUUUAGUCUCGGGUAAUUACUUAGCACUUGUAUUUUGUCGAAUUAUAUAAGUUACUUUUUAACAUUUAAAAAUUUAUUUUUUAUU